UCUUUCACCAUUAACACAGACCUUCAAUUUUUUCUAGGGUUUAAUCCACCAUGAAAUUAGCUCCACUAGAAACCCUACAAAAUGCACACGAAGACUCAAUUUGGUCAACAGCAUGGAUCCGAUCAACUGAACAAUUACCGCCGUUACUUUUAACCGGUGGUUUAGAUGAAACCGUAAAAUUAUGGGAUCCGAGUAACUUUACUUGUAUUCAAACUUAUACAGGUCAUUGUCUUGGUGUUGUAUCUGUUACGGCUCAUCCUACUCGUAGAAUUGCUGCAUCUGCGAGUAUUGAUAGUUUUAUUAGGGUUUUUGAAGUUGAUACUAAUAAAACUAUUGCUACACUUGAAGCGCCGCCAUCUGAAGUUUGGCAAUUGCAAUUUAGUCCCAAUGGUAGCACUCUGGCAGCAGCUGGAGGUGGUAGUUCAUCAGUCAAGCUAUGGGAUACUACUAACUGGGAACUUGUUCUCACAUUGUCAAUUCCUCGUCAAGGAGCCCCACAACCAUCUGACAAAAGCAGCAACAAGAAAUUUGUCCUUUCAGUUGCAUGGAAUCCUGAUGGUAGGCUUCUUGCUUGUGGAUCAGUUGAUGGGACUAUUUCUGUUUUUGAUGUAGCUCGCGCCAAAUUCCUCCACUUCUUAGAAGGCCAUUCCAUGCCUGUUCGGUCCCUUGUGUUUUCACCUUCACUUCAUGAUUCAAGAAUACUCUUCUCAGCAUCAGAUGAUGGUCAUGUGCAUGUGUAUGAUGCUGAGGGGAAAACAUUACUCACAUCUUUGUCAGGUCAUGCAAGUUGGGUUUUGAGUGUUGAUGUCUCCCCAGACGGGGCAGCAAUUGCAACAGGGUCAAGUGACAAGACGGUUAGGCUGUGGGAUCUUAAAAUGAGAGCAGCUACGCAGACUUUAACCAACCAUACGGAUCAGGUUUGGGCUGUGGCUUUUGGACCAACAUCAAGGACUGAUGUUCGGUCUUGUAUGCUUGCAAGUGUGUCUGAUGACAAGAGUUUAUCGUUCUAUCAGUACUCUUAAUUUUUCCAUGCUUGUAUGUCUGUAGGAUGUAUCGAGAAAAUAUUUGGCUUCUUUUUAGGGGGCAUGCCAUCGUUUCAGAGUCAUAUGUAUAUGCAAUGCUAUUUAUUCGAUCUCUAGAAAACACAUGAAUUUGGCACCCAGUAGGGUGACCUCUUGUGAAGCGGAGCAUGCUCACUUUCGUGAUAUUCUUCGUUGUAUAACUAGUGACGGAGCCGAUGAUUAUUUCU
Molecule: messenger RNA, 1249 nt
Organism: Lycium ferocissimum
Lineage: Eukaryota; Viridiplantae; Streptophyta; Magnoliopsida; Solanales; Solanaceae
Product: WD repeat-containing protein VIP3-like
Exons: 2
Coding region: 51-1022 (323 amino acids)
Cellular component (GO): Cdc73/Paf1 complex
Molecular function (GO): protein binding
Source: RefSeq, a predicted model, not a curated record